GUGCGCGACGGAGAAGGCCGUCCUAGCGCAAGUGGUGGAGCAUGAGAGCGACGUGGACUCUUGUGGAAGACCAGGCGUUUUGUGCCGUGGCAGUCCCCCCAGGCGAGUGUGGUACCGUUGGUGAAGUAGGUCUAGUGGGGGUUGUGGGACAAGGCCAGGCGGUGUACGUGGCCGACACAGCGGCCACGUGCUCCAUGUUCCGAUGUGCAGACAACUUCGUGAACUACCGUGAGCGUAGCGGUUGGGUGAAGGGGAUCGGAGGCGACAAGGCCCCCGUUCCUCUUCUAGGAUACGGAGAUGUGACCUUAGUCCUACAGACGGAAGAUGGUGGAGUACCCGUACCAGUACUGAAUGCUGCCCAUGUACCAGAGGCCCCCUACAACCUCCUCUCGCUGUCUUCGUUGGCGGAGGAGGGCCACACGUAUUCGGGGAUGAAGGGGGGCCUCACGCUGACCACGCAAGCCGGGGGGGAGGUGUGGUUCCCUCGGACGGGAAAGCUGCUGACCCAACGAGGCUAUCAAAUACAGCCAACGCUACACACCGUCUGUGCCGCACUCAUUGUUCCUGGCGAUGCGAAAGCAGCCACCCCAACUGACCUCAACGAGUACCACCUCGCGCACGGCCAUGCCCACGAGACAUUGCUCAGGAUCACGGCGGAGCAGCAGGGAGUGCAGCUGACGGAUGGACCGCUGCUACCCUGUCUUGGCUGUUCGAUGUCCAAGAGACAGGUGAAACCCGUCCAGAAGAGCACGAGCACGCGCGCACUGCUACCUCUCGCAGAUGACGAGGAGGGAGGGGAGGGCGAGAGCAGAGCGGGUGCAUCACGCCAUGGUUGGGGGGGGAGAGAGACUCAGAGAGUGAGUCCGACCUCGACGUGAUGGAGGCUCGUGCGCCAGGGCAAGUGACGCCGUUUGUGCGCGAGGAGGCGCCGACGGCACCCGGCAACGGGAUUCCGGGGGACGGAGGCAGCGUUCCCCCGUCGCCCCCUUCGGGAAGGGGCGAUUUCGGCGGAGGCAGUGACAGCCCCACCGACAGCCCCACCGACAGCAGCAGCAGCAGCAGCAGCAGCAGCAGCAGCCCGAGCAGCAGCAGCAGUGACGCCGGCGGUGCCGGCGGCCCGGGCGGCGAAGAGUCCAGCGACCCAGGUGGGGACGGCGGUAGCGGUGGUGAUCCCGGCGACUCCGAGAACCUCGAGGAGAUGAAGUAUGAUCCAGCCGACGACCGCUCCCCCCGCGGACUAGAAGGGAAAAAACUCCACUGGGGCGCCUCGAACGCUGGCCCGCUGCGCCAUGGGCUUGAGAGUGGCCGCACGCGGAGGCAGACCCGGGAGAUGCAAGGUGCCCGGGAGAUGCCGGGGCCCGGAGAAACACCGGACCCGGAAGACGCAUUGCUGGCGACCAUCCUGGAAACUGGCGGGACGGGGAUUGUUGAGGACUACAUCUGUAACUCGCUUGUGAAGGAGCAGUGGGACGAGGAGCAGACACGCCGUAUGGAGGAAAUGCACAGGCGCGAGAUGCAGGAGGUGUUGGGCCCGGAACAGCAGGCGUUCGGAGCCGAGGUCGACGCCAGCGGGUCUUCGCAACCACUCCCAGACCCACAGCCAAGUAUGACCUCGCAUAUCGGGCAGAAGCCGAGUGAUGUGGAAGCAGUACCGAUGACGUACAAGGAUGUAUAUGUUU
This is a messenger RNA of Ectocarpus sp. CCAP 1310/34, 1679 nucleotides long. Lineage: Eukaryota; Phaeophyceae; Ectocarpales; Ectocarpaceae. The record is from the annotation of a GenBank genome assembly.